Molecule: messenger RNA, 8403 nt
Organism: Helicoverpa zea (corn earworm)
Lineage: Eukaryota; Metazoa; Arthropoda; Insecta; Lepidoptera; Noctuidae
Product: titin-like
Exons: 11
Coding region: 231-7010 (2259 amino acids)
Source: RefSeq, a predicted model, not a curated record
UUCUUCAUUUGCGCUAUUGCAUUAGCUGUGUGCAGACGUGUCGGCUGGUCAUUUUUUUACUUAUUUUCUUGGAUUUUUAUUUUUUUAUGUGGAAGUGUGACAAAAACAUGUUUUGAGUACCUAUAAUACCUAUUUUUUAAACCGUCAAAAUAUUUACUUGCCUUUUUUGUUUGUUUUUUUAUUGAAAUGCAACAGUAAAUGGGUGAACGCGAAAACUUUGUGUUUUAAAUAUGGAUGAACAAAGUGCAUUUAUUAACGAAGAAAUUGAUGCAAAAAAAAUGAAUGAAAAUGAAGAAGCAAAAUGGAAAGAGCUAAAAAAAAUAAGAAAUGAACGUCGAAGAAAAUAUUAUCACCGUAAGAAAUUAUUGGAGGAAAAUGGAAUAAGAAAAAAUAAAGAAAAAGUACAAAAAUCAAAUGCUGAACGUCAGAGGAAAUGUCGUCGACGUAAAUCAGGAGUACCUGACGUGGAUAUGAAAAAAGAAAAGUUGGACAGUGAUGCAAAUGUAUCUGAUGACAAUAAUAUAGAAGAAUUACCGCUACAAGAAAAUCAAUUUGACAGCCACCAAGUUCCAAUUCGUGAACAGCGUACUGAAAGCUUUACUCCUGAAGUCAUUAUACGCAUUAAUACAGGAAUUCUGAGCGAUGAAGCGUCCCGAAAAAAGAGGUCAUUGGAUGAGUUGGAUAGAUUCAAGAGGCGUCUUAUACGAGCCGUGGCUCGGCUUAUGAUUGACGAGAAGAAACCCGAGGAAGAAAUAUGGUCGCAACUGAAAAUAGAAACUGGCUCCAACUGCAAAUUACUAUGGACCCGGAUGAGAGCCCUAACAGAGAAAAAACUGGGUCACCUGCUAGAUGUGAACGAUCACACGGUGGCCAUACCCAAGCCGGCCAGGAUGUCUCUCACGGACUGGCUGCUGUUCGACCUCGUGCUCGUCCACCAGAAAAUAGAUCUUAUUGGACAGGAUAAGCCGCAUCGUCGUGAAGACCCCGAGGCUCUGGUGAAGCUGUUCGAGCUGGUGAAGAAGUUCAAGAUCGAGGGCAAGGCCGGAGACCACCUGGCCGAAGCCUGGUCGAACGCUACAAUUUAUUAUAAUAACAAAGGUCAUCAAUGUUCUCCCAUGCUGCUACAGCGCCGCUGGUACCAGCUGAAGGAGUUGACUCGCACCAAGUUCUAUAACUUCUGGUACGCUUACCGCGGGACUGUCAAGCGCCUAGCCCUGGCGGAGCCACAUACACCCACGCCGUUACAAGCUGCUAUUGCUCAACAGUAUAAACAUUUAGUGACAAGGCCGUUCCUAGAAUGGGAAGAGUUGAUUGAGAGGAGAUUAGUCACAUUACCCGAAGAGUUUGAACGACAAAUGCUUCAAAAGAGUGCACCUAGGUGUUACAUUAGAAAACUUUUAGAAGAUGGCCCAGAUCUGGAACUAAUAGAACCAAGAAUAGAAACGAUAGACCUCAGAAAUAUAGCAGAUGAAGAUAGCGAAGAUGAUGAGAAGGACCAAGCACAAGAUAUCUCGACGCCCACAGUCAAAAUAAAAGAAGAACCGCUCGACUCAGAGAUGGAUAUCGGAGAAAUACAGGUAGAAGCACCCAAAAAAUCCAUAUACGAUUCAGUUUUAGAAUCGACUGAUAUAGAAAAUGAAAAACUUGAAAGUAUGGACGCUAACGAUUUUGUUGAUGACGAUUUCGCCGCUGAUGACGAUUUAUUCAAAGAAGAAAAAGAAAUUGAGGAAACUAUAGCAACAACACUCGAUCAAGAGGAUUCAGUGUUGCCUCAAAUUACGAAUGUUUUUGGUAAUGUUAGUGACGCUAACGUGUUCAGUAAUAUGGAGACAGUGGAGCAAAGUGACGUUAAAGAUGUAAAUAUUGAUGAGAAUGCUACUGUUGCACAUACGAGUGUUAGUGAUAUCCUUCAAACUAGUUCCAAGGAUAAUAUUAUUGUGAAAACUCAAGAUAGUGAUAGUGUAGGCCUUGACGAAAAAGAUAAAGUUGGUAAUACCAACAACAGUAAAGAAGAGAUCGAAACUAAAGUUCCCGAUAGUAUUGAAGAUUCAGAUAAACUUGUUUCUACUACAGAAGAUAUACCCAAAGACAAUUUAGAUCCUAAAACAGAUGAUAAUGCAGAAGAUGUAGUUAUAAUUGACAACACUCCUGCUCCGGUCGUAAUCUCUGACUCAGAUGAUGAAGAAAAAUUUGAAAAGAGUGAUGAAAUCGUUGAUGAUAUAUUCUUACCUGUCCCUAGUGAACCCAUGGACAUUGAAAAGUAUACGUCAACUGACCCUGAAACUAAAGAUGACAUAAAUGUUAGUAAAGUUGCUCUAACUAGUCAAGACAAUGAAGAUAAAAAAUCAGAUAUACCUGGUUUCUCGUUUGGUCAACUGCCAAAUGAUAUUAGUUUUGCUGACGAAGGCAUCGUGUAUGUUGAGGAAGACGAAAAGAGAGCCAGCACUGACGCUGAAGAUUUGCCGAAGAUAGACCCGAAGCUGCUGAUGUUCCCCAUCGUGUACACCACCAGGUUAGACCACAUGGCUCUCACACAGUUCCAACACAUUAACGACAAAACAUUGAUAGAAACCAUUGCAACCAAAAGUAAACCUAUUAAGCUAGAACCUCAGACUAGUAACCCAGACGAAGAAAUUGUAGCAGAAACUAGUAGACCGGUUAAACAAGAACCGCAGCCACUAGACGAAAAUGCCACUGUAGCCGAAAGCGAAUCAGUAGAAACUAAACCAGACACUGACAUCCCACCAGACGACAGUGACUCAGAUGACGAUAAGAUUCCAGAUAGCAAAAAAGUUAAACCGUCCAGCCAUCUACUACAAAAACCUAGAAGUCGCACCUACAAUCCUAUACAACUUUGUAAAAAUCCCGACUUCAAUACCAGGCUUAAGUGGCUGACAGUAGGAUUCUUCACCAUACCCCGUAACCGCGGACUGAUCAAAACUUGCAAGCCCUUGACUAUAGAUGUCAGCAAAGCUUUUGAAUCUAAACUUAUUGAGGGCAGGCUGUAUCUAAAGCCAAGUGAUGUUAAUAUCAAGACGGAAGAUCCAGUCAAGGUAGAGGAAGAGAGUAUCCAAAGUGUCACAGUCUUGCCUUCCGCUAUGCCCGCACAGAGUCUCAUAAAUAAUUCCAAAAUCCCAGACAUUCCUGCGCCUUCACCAAGUUACUUCUACAAACCGACCCCCGAGGUAGCAUCAUGUAGUGGCACUAAUGAAAGAAAUAAAGUGAUAAAUCUACCAGACAUUUCGGAGAUACGGCGCAUCAACCAACGACUGCUGACGGCUGAGGUAACACCCAUACAAGUGCAAAACAAUCAGCCACAAGUACCGGUCUCUAUUGUCACGUCUCCUAACACACAAAGAAGUAUUACUAAAGUAACUGUACCUAUACCUGGAACAAAUACACAAUUAUUAAAUGAAGCUAACUACGUCAGAGGUCCGCCUAAAUGUGUCGACAUUACUGAAGACGUGCCUAAUAAAACAAUCAAACACUUUGCGACAGGAAGUGAUUUCCUCAUGGCGAAAGGGCCAAGUCGGGCAAACGCUAAAAACAAGUAUCCUGUAAGACCAGCAACUGCGGCAUGGAAACCACGGACAUUGAAAGAAAAAAUACCAUGGCUUGAUAAAAAGACCGACCACUCUAAUUAUAGCAAAAUGAUGGAGGAAACACUCUUGACCUUGGAUACUCUCAACAAAAUGUUGUUUCUUCUCAUAGAAAAAGAGGAGGAACCUCCUGCUUCAAACGAGAAAAAAAAUAAAAAUAAUAAAAAAAGUGAUAAAAGUCAGCAAAAUGAUCAAAGUAAAUCAAGGAAUGAUGUGACAGAUGACAAUAAUUCAUCGAAGAACCUUUCGGAAACAGCUAACAAGAGUUACCCUAACAAAGUAAAAUUCAAAGUUAGAUCUGCGGAACCGAGAGCUCACCCGAAAAGUACAGUAGAUAAAAAACCUGAACCGAAUAAAAAGCAACUUCAAUUUUGUUGUUGGAGUCGACAAAGAAUGCUGGACUUGUUAUUUUCUAAAAGGCAAAGACCCCCACACGAUUGUCCUACAAACCAAUGUAGAUGUUGCUGCCAACAUAUGCUAAAGGAUUAUAUGAAGCGGGCUAUGCAGAUGAAAGAAUCAAGCGAGGCAAAUGUGGAUGUAAUGACAUAUUUGUCAUCAACCGUUCGUAAAGUCAAUGACAACGAUGAAAGUUCAGUGACCGUCCCCGUAAAAGUGGUCGUCCAUUUUCCUCCUACGCAUCAUUCACCGUGUAUAGCCGUCGAAGAACUUACUAUCUCUAAUGAAACAUCUGAGUCUGUUCCUGCAACAGAAAUUGACACAUCCGAAGUUUCGACUACAGUAGUGCCUCAAGAUGCGGCUAUGGUAACUUCUACAGAAGCGACCGCAGAAACUAGUACAGUAGUGAACUCAGAAAGUAGUACAAUAGAUAGUUCAGAAACUAGUACAAUAGUUAGCUCAGUAACUAGUAUAUUAGCGAGUCCAGUAACUAGCACAGAAGUGAGGCCAGAACUAACCCCCGAAGUGAGGCCCGUACCAACCCUCGAAGUGACGCCUAUUACUGUAGCAGUGCCGUCCGUGAGUCUAGUAGCACCUCCUAAUCUGACCGUACGUGGGAUAGAAACUCCAGUGAUGGUAUCUUCCGGUGAUGGAAUAUCUAAUCCCUCUAGGCUCUCCCGUCGUACUAGUGCUGAUAAUCAAAUAAAACGAAAAAUAUUAAUUCCGCUUGACCAUGAAUCAAACCCGUCAAUUAAGGUUCUUCCUGCGCCUACCGAUCCUCCACCUAAGAAUGAUUUGAAGCCAAGAAGGUAUGUAAUACAGAAAACACUACGAAAAAAGACUGCGGCCCCAAUUAUUAAAUCUAACAUCACUAGUAAACCUAGCACUUUGCCACAUGUACUACCAAAAAAAGAAAAGAUGAUAUUCAUAAACAGCAAACACCUAAUCGAUAAGCCAACAGAGUGCCCAGUAUUAUUGGGAAAAAAUAAAAUAUUACUGACCACAGUAAAAUUUCCUCAUAAUUUAAAACAAUUUGAAGAGACUAAAUUGGCUUUAGGUCCAUCGCUUAAAAUACCAAAAGGGUUACAGUUAACUUGUCUAAGUGAUGGUACAAUAUCCUACAGUAUAGAUAAAAACGUUCCCGUUAAGGUACAGGACCUAGCUGAGAUGCCAGCGAUCAUAGCGGCAGUAAGAGCUCACAUGGACCUGCAUAGUCAACCAGUUCCCGCGAAUAACCAGCCCAGUGUCGCGGAAGCGGAAGUGGUCGAUCUCAUCGAUGACGACGACGAUAACGAUAUUGCUAAAUCUACUACUGAACAUAAUAAAAAUAACGAGUCCUCGCCUGUCACUGAAGAACGGAACGAAAUAAAUACAAAUAAUCAGAAUGUUGUUACCGGCGAGAUAAGUUUUAUUGAUAUGCAGGAGGGAGCAGUCAAACAAUUGAGUGAUAUUAAAGAAUCUUUGCCUUCAGCAGAAGUACAAGACCAGCCGAAUACAUCAGGUCUUGAAUACAAUCAAUUCGAAUCGACAACUCAAAAUAUAAGUACUGAAGUGCAACAACCUUUAUUGGAGCAAGUUAACGAACAACCUGAGCCAUUAACCCAAAAGGAAGCCAUCGAAGUGAGCAACCAGGUUGAGCCGGCAACCCAACCUGAGCUGGCAAACCAACCUGAAUCGGCAAAUCAACCCGAGCCGGCGAACCACCCUGAGCCGGCAAACAAACCUGACGAGCUGGCAAAUCAAUCUGAGCCGGCAAACAAACCUGACGCGUCGGCAAAUCAACCUGAGCCGGCAAAUCAACCUGAGCCGGCAUAUCAACCUGAGCCGGCAAACAAACCUGAGCCGGCAAACAAGCCUGACGCGUCGGCAAAUCAACCUGAGCCGGCAAAUCAACCCGAGCCGGCAAACCAACCUGAGCCGGCAAACCAAGACAACAGUGCCGUCACAGAUAUAGAUAGCGCAAGUUUGCCCUGCAUGAACAAAAGUAAAAAUAUACUAUCAGAUCUAAUGGAGAUGUCCGGAAUAUUUGAUGAAGACAUGUCGACCACGGCACCACCCGUGGAACCAGUUCAGGAACAACCUGUUUUGCCACAAAUCUCCGUAGAAACGUCAACAUCAGAGCCACCUAAAAUUGUGGUGCAACCAGACUUGGAUAAAGGCACUACUUCAGUACCUGUGAUAAAAACGGCAGUUGGCGAACUAUCCCCCAUCUCAUCGUUGUACGAACUGAAAUAUGCGUGCUUGAACAAGGGAACAUUCUUCAAACUAGAUUUCAGCACUGGAUAUCUUGUACCCAUAAAUGUUUGUAUGAAGCAAAACGUUAGACAAGUUCCACUGGUACUGCCAAAGAUUGCUCCAAAGUCUGUGAUCGAUCUUACUGAUGAAGAUGAUGCUUUGCCGGUAUCAUCAGAAGCACCAAACCAACACACCGAAGAUGUUCAGAUUUUACCCAGUAACGUUGGUACCGCCGAAGAUGUUCAGAUGUUACCCAGUACCUCCAGUAGAUCACUGUUAAUCGCCCGUGAACCACCGAAAGCAAAUAAAGGACCCGAAGUCAAACCAGUCAAGUUGUACAAAGCACCUAACAUAUUGCGUAUACUAGGUAAAGCUAAAAUGAAAAGAAAGCUAGCACAAGAAGAAGAACAAAAAAAUAAAAGAAAUGAACCAAAACUUUAUCACAAACUGAAACAAAAGCAAGCAUAUAAGAUACCAGAAGAUACAACCAAGGAAACGUCACCUGUGCUUGAAACCGCCACUGUUUUGUCCGAUGAUUCGUCUGACGAAGAACCUCUUUCUAACAUUGUGAAAAGGAGGAAAGCAAAUGAAGCUGAACUUGAGAAAGCGAAGUCAAAUGAACCUGAACAAAGUAAUGAAACUGAAUUAGAGUUUACAGACUAUUUAGACGAAGUUACUGAAGAUUUUGAAAUGAGUGAUUUAACAUCGAAGGAGACGUUAAUAGAAGUUGAUAUGGAUGAGAGUAAUGAUGAAGAAGAAGGUUGUAUAUUAGGUGUUUAAUCUCAAGUAAACUUUCAACUUUUUCAUAACUCGUGCGAAUAAUUUUGUAUAUAUAUUUCAUAUAUUGAUAUCCAAUUCAAAUUAUUGAAGCUAUUUAACUUUAACGACCGCUAUAUGACUUCAGUGGCGAUUUGAGUUAACUGCGACAUAUGAUCAUCCUGGAGAGUCUGAAGUUAGAUUAGUUAAGACCUAUAUUUUAAUUUGUCAACUAACUUUAGACUGACCAAGCUACAAGGUAGUGUGUGAGCUAUCAUUUAAUGUAGAAUCUAACUUAAGAUAAGCACUAAAUCGUUUUAUGUAAAUUAUUAGCAAAUAAACAGUGUGUCCUUACUUAUUGUUUGCUAAUAAGUAACAUGUUAAUGUUCUCCGCAGGUAGGAGUAGUGAGUAACUUUUAUUAUACAUAUAAAUGAAACCAAGUCUUUGUCACCUUUUCUCAAAAUGAAUAUUGUCAACGAAUUGUUUGCAGAGAAUGAAAAAAAAUUUUUUCACUCAUUUGGCACGUAAGGUUGACCAGUAUUUAUUGAUAGUGAAAAGGUGGAACUAGCAAUUACAAUUUUACCUUGAUGUUGAAUCUAAUGCGAUGUAAUCCAUAGAUUUACUGUGAUAUUAUUUUAGGAGACUCGUAUUAUUAGGUAAGGUAAGGUCAAAUAAAUAUUCUAAUUUCUUGCUCAGCUAUAGGUUUUGUAAUUCAGUAACUUUAUAUGUUACGUAAUUGUUAUCUAUACUUGUCGAUACAAUGUUUAAGUUGGAAAAGUCGAAAAAAAAAUCAUGCAAUUUCCAGGGAUUCUUUUGUGAAUAUUUUAUAAUAUUGUUUUGGUUGAUGUUGGUGCGGUGUACACAUCCGUACGGACACAGUUAAAAGAUUUUAUUUUAAAAUUGCAGACAUUUAAUUGAUAUGAAUGUACAGAUUUGGGAAAUGCAAAUUCUUAUUUGUGUGUUAGGUAGAUAGUUAAUAAUUAUUUGUGUGUGUGGAUAUUAUUGUGAAAUAUGCGAUGCCUGCCAUCCGCCAAGGUACCAACGUUAUAGAUAUCUACCUGUCAAGUUGAUGUUUUCAUAUUUAUUACUUUAACCGUCAGUUGCUCAAAGCUCCAUUAAAGUUAAAGCUUCUUUAAAUCUAUUGCUGUCUCUUUCUUUGUCAACAAGAUAAAAAGUGUCAGCAAUAGAUUUAAAGAAGCUUUAACUUUAAUGGAGCUUCGUGCAACUGACGGUAUGCUAAGAACAUUAAUAAUUCAAUAAAUGUUGUAAUGAUAACAUUGGUAAUUCUUUAUGCGUUUAGUUGCUAGCAUGUUUAAAUGCUAUAAAGAGGAUAGCAUCACACAGGUCGUGUUCUACUUCACAUCACAAAUUCAUUUUUAAUAAAAAUGUUAAUAAAUAAAUACUGAUUGAUAUAAA